Molecule: messenger RNA, 1659 nt
Organism: Rubroshorea leprosula
Lineage: Eukaryota; Viridiplantae; Streptophyta; Magnoliopsida; Malvales; Dipterocarpaceae
Source: the annotation of a GenBank genome assembly
UUAACAGCCAUGAUCAAGGAGGCUGAGAGGAGAAAUUUCUUGCGUGGAGUGAGGAUUUGCAGACAGGCUCCUAGGAUUUCUCAUCUCUUUUUUGCUGAUGAUAGCUUCUUGUUCUUAAGGGCAUCAGAAUCGGGGGCUCAAAAUUUGUUGGAUAUACUCAAGAAGUAUGAAGCAGCAUCGGGCCAGAUGGUUAAUCUACGCAAAUCUUCUGUCACUUUUAGUCCAAAUGUCGACCAACAGACCUGUUUUAAGAUUCUUGAUGUUCUGGGAAUGGAAGAGACAGAAAACCCAGGGAGAGAACAACCUUUAUCUAAAGCAGGUCGGGAAGUGUUAAUAAAGUCUGUGUUACAAGCUUUGCCUAUGUAUGUUAUGAGUACUUUUCUCCUCCCUACGGGGCUCUGUACAGAAUUGGAAAGGAUUAUGAACAGCCUUACAUGGAGAAGUAUUUGGCACUCACUGGAUCUUUUGAAGCACGGUUGUCGGAGGCUGAUCGGAGAUGGUCGUAAUACACGGAUUUGGAGUGACCCAUGGAUCCCAGGUAACUCUCAAUACUAUGUUCAAUUGCCCCGACCGGAGAACUGUGAUCUUGAAUAUCGAAAUCCGUGUCUUCCGGCGAGCUCAUCUUCAGGCUUUCAGGGGAGGCAUCUAUGGUCCCUUGAUAUUCCUAAGAAAGUUUGCUUGCUGCUGUGGAGUGCCUAUUGCAAUAUCUUGCCAACUAAGGACAACUUGCACCGUCAACAGAUUAUGGUAGAUCCUGAAUGCCCAGUGUGCGGUUUGGAGCAGGAAUCUGUAUUACAUAGCCUCAUGACCUGCCCUGCUGCUCGAGCUGUUUGGUUGGGGUGCCCUUUCACUCUUAAGGUGUCUGAGCUUGGUGUAGAGACGUUUGCAGCAGCCUUUGACAUUGUAGUAGUUGUCUUGGGGACAAAACACUUGGAGCUUUUCUGUGUGGUGUGCUGGAAGCUAUGGAAUUGCAAGAACAAUGCCCUGUGGAAUGGUAAGAUCACCAGCCCUCAGGUUAUUGUUGAGCAGAGCCUCCUUUUUCUAAAUGAGUAUAGACGCUUGACAGUUUCAAAGGGGAGAGGAGCCGCGGUAGUCCAACGUCGCAUGGAAAUGAGAUGGAAACCGCUAGGAGUAGGCCUCAUAAAAAUUAAUGUGGAUGGGGCGACAUUUGAUGAGGAGCGUGUGCAUGGGAUGGGUGCAAUUGCGCGGGACUCUUUGGGUGAAGUGAUGGCGGCUAUGGUUUGUAAGGGACAAGGUCUAGUGCUUGCUGAGAUUGCCGAGGCCUGCAGCCUGCGGCAAGCCUUGCGGUGGGCUCAAAAUCUCUCUUUCAGGAGAAUCAUACUGGAAUCCGAUUGUGCGAGUAUUGUGAUAGCAUUAAACAGUUCGACACUUAGCUUCCAUUCAAGUUUAGGUGCUGUUCUGUUAGAUUGCAAACGGUUAAUGACCUCGUUCCUUUCUUGCCAUGUCCAACACGUACGACGAGAAGGUAAUGCGGUAGCGCACGAGCUUGCGAAACGUGCCCUGCAUGCUGAAGCUGAUGAAUUUUGGAUAGAAGAAGUCCCAGCUAGCCUCACACAUACUAUAAUAGGGGAAAAGCCUAUCGCUUAAGUUGUAAUCUCCUGUUUCAUGCUAUUUUUCGAAUAAAAUAUGUGCAAAGUU